AUGUUUUCCCGUCUUUGUUCUACAUCUGGACAUGGCGUCAUAAUAUGGAGACAAAGCAAAAAUUUCUUUUCAACCAUUAAAAGCUCUGCCGUAAGUCAAAAACUAGGAUUUACUUUUCAGUCACUUCGUAGUACACUUGAAGAAGCUGUAACUCAACAUCGCGAAGUUGUAUCUGCUUUUCGCAAAGAACAUGGCAGCAAAAAAGUCGGCGAAGUUACUGUCGAUAUGAUGUAUGGUGGUAUGCGAGGAAUCAAGGGUCUAGUAACUGAAACCUCUGUUCUCGAUCCGGAAGAGGGAAUUAGGUUCCGUGGUUAUACAAUCAAGGACUGUCAAAAAUUACUUCCUAAAGCAGAAGGUGGGAAAGAACCUCUACCUGAAGGCGUAUUCUUCCUUCUUCUUACUGGUCGGAUUCCAUCUGAUGAGCAAGUUAAGGCUAUUUCCAAGGAUUUAAAUGCGCGAGCUUCCUUGCCAAACCAUGUUGCCACCAUGUUAAAGAACUUUCCAAAUACCAUGCAUCCAAUGACUCAGCUUGUUGCGGCGUCGGCUGCUCUUAAUACGGAGUCGAAAUUUGUUGCUGCCUAUAACAAAGGUGUUAAUAAGAACACCUAUUGGGAGUACGUCUAUGAGGACUCUUUGGAUUUGAUCGCCAGACUCCCCAUUAUAGCUGCCACAGUUUACAAUCAUUCGUUCCGUGGCGGAAAGAGUGUUGGGAAGGUUGAUCCGAAUGCAGAUUGGUCACUGAACUUUGCUCGCAUGAUGGGCUUCGAGGAUCCUCUUUUUACUGAGCUUCUUCGUCUAUACUUGACAAUCCAUUGUGAUCAUGAGGGUGGAAACGUUAGUGCUCACACUUGUCAUCUUGUCGGUUCUGCUCUAUCUGAUCCUUAUCUCAGCUUCUCUGCAGCAAUGUGCGGUCUAGCGGGCCCACUUCAUGGUCUUGCUAAUCAAGAGGUUCUUAUGUGGAUUAUGGAUUUGGUUAAGAGCAAGGGUAAAUCGCCUACCGAUGAUGAUGUUAUUCAAUUUGUCAAAGAGACCCUGGAGAGUGGAAGGGUUGUUCCAGGAUUCGGUCACGCUGUGUUGCGUAAGACAGAUCCUCGAUAUAUGUGCCAGCGAGAGUUCGCUCUCAAACACAUGCCGGAUGACCCUCUGGUAAAGAUUGUGGCACAAUGCUUUAAACUUAUUCCUCCUUAUCUCGAUGGCUUGGGUAAAGUUAAGAACCCUUGGCCCAAUGUUGAUGCUCACUCUGGUGUUCUGCUUCAACAUUUUAAAAUGACCGAGAUGAGCUUUUACACGGUUCUCUUCGGUGUAUCUCGAGCUCUCGGUGUAUGCUCUUCGUUGGUCUGGGAUCGAGCCCUUGGUCUUCCUAUUGAACGCCCCAAAUCGAUGAGCACUGACGGACUUCGGGAACUCUUCAAAGCCAAGUAG
Rodentolepis nana is the source of this 1422-nucleotide messenger RNA. Lineage: Eukaryota; Metazoa; Platyhelminthes; Cestoda; Cyclophyllidea; Hymenolepididae. The record is from the annotation of a GenBank genome assembly.